AUGAGAUUUCGUAAUAAAAAAACUUAUGAUGUGUGUUUGGUGAGUUUGGCUGCUCCCCUUGUAACACCCACACAACAGCAGUAUCAUUCACAGGACGAUCUUGGACAGUACUCAUUCGGUUACAGGGAACCAUUAUCAGCUAAACAGGAAGUGCGUUCCUUGGAUGGUGUCACUAGAGGCGCAUAUAGUUACAUUGAUGCUGAAGGUAAAUUACAGACAGUUCAGUAUACUGCUGAUGCUGAUGGAUUUCAUGUAGCUGCUACAAAUUUACCGAAAGCUAUGAGCGUGUCUAAUUUUCGUCGCCAAAGUGCGCACAUUCCAGUUACCAACAAUGUUCCAGUUGCCGACAAUGUUCCAAUUACCGACACUAUUCCAGCUACCGACAAUGUCGCAGUUGCCUCAGCCCGUGCAGUUCACUUGGCAGGUAAUCAACAGGCUGGGUUGUACCUGGCAGAACCUAUCACCAAUAGUCUCAAAUCCACCGGAAUGGACGCAAAUGACCGCAAUUUGGAAUUGUCUAACACCGUGGCAGAUACCCCCGAGGUGGCCUUGGCCAAGUUAGAGCAUUUAAAGCGUAUCGAAUAUGAAAAGGAGCGUAACGCUUUGUUAAGCCAUUCUAAAUUAUAUACCGCAUCAACAUUCAUACCAACAAGUUUGCCCGUCGCCAUUCUACCACGCUUUUACGGCUAUAGUUUUGUUUAAAUCCAAGCUUGACGAUAUCUAAGAUAUAUAUUUAAAGCAUC
Messenger RNA from Teleopsis dalmanni, 743 nucleotides. RefSeq lists its product as uncharacterized. The transcript has 2 exons. Lineage: Eukaryota; Metazoa; Arthropoda; Insecta; Diptera; Diopsidae. The record is from RefSeq and is a predicted model, not a curated record. Bases 1 to 702 code for a protein of 233 amino acids. Gene Ontology annotation, molecular function: structural constituent of chitin-based larval cuticle. Gene Ontology annotation, cellular component: chitin-based extracellular matrix.